AUGGCGUUAUACCAUCUAGCUAACAUCUGCGGGUCACAGUAUUCUGGAGGAAGGAUAUGCUUCAACCCUGAUGGUUAUAUAUAUUCCUCCUGUGUUCUGGCUCCUGUAGGAAAUCGCAUCAAUAUAUAUGAUUUACAAACAAAUAUAAGCUCUACACUCAAUUCUGAAACUAGAACUAAUAUAGUAGUAAUAGCAAAUCAUCCAUCAAAACCACUGUCAAUACUUGUUGACGAUAAUGGAUUUGGAUAUAUUCUAAACCUAAUUAGAGAUAAAAUAGUACAUAGACUACAAUUUAAGUCUACAAGUAAUAUUUCUACGGCUGAAAGCAAGCAGUUCAACGCUUUAAAUACACAAAAGAAAAGAUUAAUCCACGCGAAUUUUAGCCCUGAUGGGAAAUACUUUGCAAUUUCAAUACAAAAGAAAUUACUAGUUUGGUUAUCUCCAGAUGAAAAGUUGAGCUGGAGAAUGACACUACACCUGGAAAUUACAGGACAUAUGGAAAAUAUUAAUAGUCUAGAUUGGUCGAAGGACUCUAAAUAUAUAGUCACAAGUUCCAAAGAUAUGACAGUUAGGCUUUGGUGUGUAGAGCCAGAUGAAACUUUCGUACCAGUGGCAUUUGUAGAUCACAGAAGAUCAGUAAAGGCGGCAUUCUUCACAAAUGAUAUGAACCGGAUUUGUAGUGUAUCGAAAGAAGGAGUUAUAAUAAUAUGGAAGAGAUCAGAUGUGACUGAAAGCGAUAAUUCAGCAAAACAGAUAGGAUCAAGGAGUAAAAUGAAUUUCCUAAGAAAAUCAAACAAUAUAAAAGAAAAUCAACAAACGUGGAUAAGAGAAACUAAAGGAUACUGUAACCAGCCGUCAAACUCAACCGUAUCCGUGGUCACGUUUAACGCUAAUAUCGGAUUAUUUGUUGUUGGUUUCACUGGAGGAACAUUUGGUCUAUAUAAUGUGCCGGAACUGACAACAAUCUACACACUCAAAAUAGGAGAACAAAUCCCAGUUAUUGACUCGGUUGACAUAACAAGUGACGGACAGUGGAUAGCACUAGCGUGUUCACAAACGGGAACGAUUGUAGUGUGGGAGUGGAAAAGUGAAACGUUUGUAAUGAAACAACAGGCGCACCUAGGAGGAGUUAGGUGUUGUUCAUUUUCGUAUGGUUCCAAUCUAGAAAGAUUGGGAAGUCUGGCAGAAAAUAAACAGGAUUUCGAUAGAGCACUGUCUAGUAAAAAUUUGGGAAUGGGAACAAGGUUUCUAGUGGCAACAGGAGGAUUCGAUGGAAAAGUGAAGCUAUGGGAUAACAAUACAGGCUUAUGCUAUGUAACACUGACUGAACAUAGCGCUUCAGUUGAGGCUAUAGCAUUUACACCUCAGGGAAAUGCAUUGAUAUCAGCUUCAUUAGACGGCACUGUUAGAUGUUUUGACCUAUUUAGGUUCAAAAACUUCAGGGUCCUAACUUCAAUCAGAACUCAAUACACAAGUGUUGCAGUUGAUGGAUCAGGAACAAUAGUAGCGGCAGGAACUAAAGGUGAAACCAAUUCCGUUUUCAUAUGGCAAAUACAAACGGGAAAGGUUUUAGAUGAACUCGUAGGCCACACAGCUCCUGUAACAUCAGUUUCAUUCCAUCCACACCCAUCAUACAACGGUUUCCUAGUAUCCUCAUCAUGGGACAACACAAUUAAGAUUUGGAAUGUUUUUGGUAGAAAAGAUAAGGCAGGAUCAGUGGAAUCAGUGCUUAACACCUCAAGUGUAAUAUCAACAGCAUUUGAUCCUAGAGGAAAUUCAAUAUUGGCAGCAUCGAUACUAAGUGGCCAGAUUCUUUUCUGGGAUCUAGAUAACGUGGAACAAAUCGGGUCAAUUGACGGUUUAAGAGAUAUUCAUCCAGGAAGACAUUAUACAGAGGCAUUUUCAGCAAUAAACAUAAAGAAGGAUCCACACAGUAUUAAUCGAAAUAACUAUUUCAACUCACUCUCAUACUCUUCAUGUGGAACAAUGAUAGUGUGUACAGCAAAAAACUCGCCACACGUAGCCGUCUAUAGCACGGAAAACUACCUACUACUACAUGUCCACACACUGACGAGAAACAACUCACUUUCAGGCCUAAAAAGGUUCUUGAGUUCUAAAUACAUGACUGAUUACGGGUUCUCAGUGAACGAACUUGAUCUUUCCGACGAGGAGAUGUUUGAGGAUUCAAGGAAGUUGAGUAGAAUUCAGGCCCACAAGUCCCUUCCAGGAGUAGAAGUAGGAGAGUUUAAAGUGACGCAGGAUCGAUUUAAUGUUUGGGAAGUUAAUUAUUCACCUGAUGGAAGACAAUUUGCCGUAUCAACAUCCCAGGGUGUAUUUAUAUACUCUCUGGACGUCACGAGGAAUGUAGAGUACACGAAUCAAAUGCUUAAAUCUGUCCACAACUUCCAGCCCCAAAUUAUAACCAAAAGUGUAACCAAAACAGCAAUUCUAAAACAUCUUGAGAAUAAUGACUUCGUGAGCUCCUUUAUCUUGGCACUUGCAAUGAACAACUUUAAAAUGAUGCUCAAAGUUUACGAAGCUGUUCCAACAAGUAAAAUAUCAUCUCUUGUUUCUUCACUUGACUCCACUCUCCUUCUGGUACUCCUAAAUUUUAUUAGGAAUGUGCUAAACAGCUACUCUACCAACGGAACUACACAUUUAGGUCUUCACCUUGUCUGGCUCAAUGCGAUUUUUUCGAUUCACCAAAGUACACUAUCAAAUUAUUCAGGGUCUCAAACAUCUAAAGACUCACUUUCUGACUUGAGAACUAUCAUGUUGUUGUUGCUUAGGCAAAUCCGAGAGUCUAGGGCUAACAUCCUAGGACUCUUUGCUUCAAACGCGUAUUCUUUCGAUUAUCUGUGUAAUUUAAAGUGA
Molecule: messenger RNA, 2874 nt
Organism: Theileria annulata
Lineage: Eukaryota; Apicomplexa; Aconoidasida; Piroplasmida; Theileriidae
Exons: 11
Coding region: 1-2874 (957 amino acids)
Biological process (GO): ribosomal small subunit assembly; maturation of SSU-rRNA from tricistronic rRNA transcript (SSU-rRNA, 5.8S rRNA, LSU-rRNA)
Cellular component (GO): Pwp2p-containing subcomplex of 90S preribosome; small-subunit processome
Molecular function (GO): protein binding
Source: RefSeq, a predicted model, not a curated record